Molecule: messenger RNA, 939 nt
Organism: Candida tropicalis MYA-3404
Lineage: Eukaryota; Fungi; Ascomycota; Pichiomycetes; Serinales; Debaryomycetaceae
Exons: 1
Coding region: 1-939 (312 amino acids)
Biological process (GO): phospholipid translocation; post-Golgi vesicle-mediated transport; intracellular protein transport
Cellular component (GO): plasma membrane
Molecular function (GO): ATPase-coupled intramembrane lipid carrier activity
Source: RefSeq, a predicted model, not a curated record
AUGAAUAGUGAUCCUUUUCCACCCACAUCAUCUAACGGCGACAACGUUAACAAGAUGAAUAAUGAACUGCCCCAGGGCCAAAACGACCUACAUCCAGGUACUUCUGGUGAUUCUCUCCGAGUACCUUCUCAAACUCGACGAAAACGUGGAUUAUCGUUGAGAACACAACUUUUCAAUAAAGCAUUCAACAUCCAACAAGAUCAAGAACCUGAUACGACAAACCAACAAACCCCCAUUCAAAAUCAUCUCCAAACACAGACACCAUCGGAGCAAGUACAGAAUAUUGAGCUUCAGAGCUUCCCACCAACUCCGGAGAUCAAUAUCCACGAGACUAGUGAUCAACCUUCCAUUGGACAUAAUUUACCACACAAUGAACUGUAUGGAAAUCUACAGCCCCACUUGGCAAAGUCAACCACUCAAUUGACAUUGGAAUCUAAUAGAACAAGCACCAGUGGGUUGUCUUUCAUAUCAAAACGCGAACGUUCAGAUUGGAAAAGAUAUGGUUCCCAUAAUAGGUUGUACCAGUCGUUGAUCGACAUCAAAAAUAAAAUCUUUCAUAUAAAACAUUUACCUGCAACAGAAGAAGGUAGAAUCAUUCCACUAACAGUGUCACCCCAGUCUGUGAAUUCAUACUAUCAAGACGAGUUCUAUGAACCGAAAUCACAUAGUUUUGUUGAUGAAAGAACUAAUCAGCCAUAUAUCAGCAAUAUCAUCACCUCAUCAAAGUACACUGUGUACACAUUCUUGCCAAAACAAUUGAAGGCGCAAUUCUCGAAAGUUGCCAAUUGUUACUUUAUGGUUGUGGCUAUUAUGCAAAUGAUCCCUGGGUGGUCAACUACAGGUCAUUUUACCACUAUCAUUCCAUUAUGUAUUUUCAUGUCUAUCUCAAUUGCUCGUGAAGGGUUUCAUGAUUGGAAAAGCCACGGGCACGAUAAUUGA